Molecule: messenger RNA, 1824 nt
Organism: Chaetomium globosum CBS 148.51
Lineage: Eukaryota; Fungi; Ascomycota; Sordariomycetes; Sordariales; Chaetomiaceae
Exons: 2
Coding region: 1-1824 (607 amino acids)
Cellular component (GO): cytoplasm
Molecular function (GO): guanyl-nucleotide exchange factor activity
Source: RefSeq, a predicted model, not a curated record
AUGCCUCCCAAGAGAGCUGCCGCUGCGGCGAGCGAUGCCGCUCCGGCCCCCAAGAGAACUAGAACUACUACAGCAAAGAAGGUAGUCGAAGAGCCCGAGGCUGAGUCGGCCAAGAAGGCCGCCGCGCCAAAAAAGACGGCUACCACAACAAGGAAGGCUGCUGCGCCCAAGAAGACCGCCGCGGCUAAGAGUCCCCCCAAGAAGGCUGCUGCGCCCAAGAAGGCGGCCGCUCCGAAGAAAGCCGCCGCCGCUAAGAAGGCUGCUGUCCCGGCGCGCAAGAACGCCGCUGGGGAGACUGAGGAAUCGGACAAGGAGAACGAGGCCGAGGCCGCCAAAACCAAUGGCGUGAAGCGCCAGCUCGACGGCGAGCUCAGCGAGGCCGAAGAUGACGUCGCGGACGAUGCUCAGACCAACGGCGCGGGCACCAAGCGCGCGAAGAAGACCGAGGCGGCCGCUGCCCCGGUGAAGAAGAAGGUUGCUGCCAAGGCAGCUCCCAAGCGCGUCGCGCGCGCGCUCAAGGCGAUCAACGAGCCUCCUUCGCAGGUCAUGGACAUUUUUGUGUUCGGCGAGGGCACCGCUGGCGAGCUCGGCCUCGGCAGUGUUCGCGUCGACGGCAAGAGGCCCAUUGACGUCAAGCGCCCGCGUUUCAACACUAACCUCAAGGGCAUCGUGCAGGUUGCCUGCGGCGGAAUGCACGUUGCCGCCCUGACCAAAGACAACAAGAUCCUAACUUGGGGCGUCAACGACCAGGGCGCGCUCGGUCGCGACACCACCUGGGACGGCGGUCUGAGGAAUGUUGAAGACGAAGAUGAGGAUUCUGAUGACGAAGACGACACGGGCAUGAACCCCAAAGAGAGCACCCCCGCCGAGGUCGAUAUGACCGACGUUCCUGAAGAUGUCAAGUGGGUGCAACUCGUCGCCAGCGAUAGCGCGACUUUUGCCUUGACCACGACUGGCCAGGUUUACGGAUGGGGCACAUUCCGAAGCAACGAAGGCAUUCUUGGCUUCAGCAAGAGCGUCCUGGUCCAGCGCACUCCGGCCCUUGUCCCCGAGAUCUCCAAGAUCAAGCAGCUCGCCGCCGGCCUGAACCACGUGCUCGCUCUCGACGAGAAGAACAAGAUCUACGCCUGGGGCGCCGGCCAGCAAGCCCAGCUCGCCCGCCGCCUCCUCGAGCGCGAUGACAGCGCCGCGCUCUAUCCCACCGGCAUUGGCGCACUUCCCGGCCGUGCCAAGGCUGACAAGCUCGCCUGCGGCUCAUACCACUCGUUUGUCAUCGACACCAAGGGACGCGUCGUGGGCUGGGGCUUGAACAACUACGCCGAGCUCGGCGUCGAGGACGAGGCUGGCCAGGACGGCGGCUUCGUCAUGCGCCCGCAGCUGAUCACGGCUCUCGAACCGUACGAGGUGACAUGCGUCGCCGGCGGCGAGCACCACUCGCUAGCCUGCACCAAGGACGGCGAGCUCCUCACGUGGGGCCGCAUCGACGGCCACCAAGUCGGCCAGCCGUCUGGGUCCUUCUCAGAGAGCAACGUCAUCUGGGACGAGCGCAACCAGCCCCGCAUCCUGGUGGUUCCCACCAUCGUGCCGGACAUCAAGGACGUCGUCCACGUCGCUGCGGGCACCGACCACUCCUUUGCUAUUACCAAGGAAGGGAAGGUUUACUCGUGGGGUUUCUCCAGCAACUACCAGACCGGUCAGGGCACCACCGAUGACAUCAAGGAGCCCACGCUCAUUGACAACACUGCCAUCCGCGACAGGAAGAUCAUCUUUGCUGGCGCGGGCGGGCAGUACGGCAUUGUCGGCGCAUUGGCUGAGGAGAACUAA